Messenger RNA from Penicillium olsonii, 1812 nucleotides. The record is from the annotation of a GenBank genome assembly. NCBI's taxonomy places the organism in Eukaryota, Fungi, Ascomycota, Eurotiomycetes, Eurotiales, Aspergillaceae.
AUGGAUUCGGAUUCGGAGCCUGAAAGUGCCCGCAGGGAACGGCCGUGGCUGUACGCAUGGAACCGCAGACUCAGGCAUCUACAAAGCAUAUCCAUUCGAAACUUGGCCGUGACGCCUCUCGCGACUCGGGCUCGUGGCAAGACCAUUGAUGACGACGACAUCCCUAAUACCUUAAAGUCAGCCUCGAAGAUCCUAUCGCAGGAUGGAAGUCAUCAUCUACACCCAUCGAAAUCAUUUACCGAUCUUAAGUCGAAGUCACAUACGACCAAAGACAACAAUGCAAACAAAGAGCCUGCGAUGCGUCCACGUCGCCGAAGCACCCUAUUUUGGAACGACCCCAAUCCUCGAACUCGGCAGGUCAAACUCGAGGACAUAGUCAAUACCCGAAUGGUGGAUUCGUUUUUCUCUCUUCACUGCGACGGCAUCGAAGAGCCGGUCUACAUCAGCGAGGUGGUCGAGCGUGCAAACAACCCUAGCUUCCAGGCCUUUGAUCUGAAUCUAUGUGGCCCACAUGUCUCCCGGAUGGAUGAGUUGACUCUGAAGAUCUGGACAAAAACGGCAGAAAUGCCACAACAUAUCUUGUUGGUUGAAAUGCAGGUUCAUCUACGAUCAUUGCAAUUCUUGGGGAAAACGCUUGAGAGCUUCCAUCAACCUCUCCCGGCAAACUCGAUCUUGUUCCACUUCUCCGACGGUGUUUACAGUAACCUGACUGAUUUGCCACCGACCGAAACACCACUGCAGACUACUGGACAAAAGGUCGCUGCAGGUGGUACUGUCUUACCAUCCUCCCCCUAUGAUGCUUUGAUGAAGUUGGCCAACUUGGAUGAGUGUGUGCAAGAUGCACUGGCCACCAGACAAAAGCUGGAAGCGCAGAUCAGCUCCAUAUUGCAACAGAAUGAGGGUCCAAUGAACACUGUUAGCGCCGCUGCCGAGUCGCUAGAGAAGCUCGCUCUCACCAAAGGCUAUGUUGCCAUGGAGCGUAAGCGAGUGCGUGCAGCAACGAAACACAAGGAAGAUUUGAUUGCAAGCAUCAAGGCCCGAAAGCAAGCAAUGGAGCAAGGUCGCACUAGCCAAGCCAAGAUUCACAGUCAUCUUCCCGAAGCCCAGGAGCGGCUGGUAUCAAGCGAACAGUUGCUCAACCAAAACGCAGAGGAAAUGAAAGGUCAGACUCGACGGAUCGCGGAGGAUCUCCUCACGGUAUAUCCCAUCGAGCCCAUUUCUGACAAGCCUCUCGCUUUCACCAUCGCAGGGCUUGCCCUCCCGAACUCUUGCUUCGAGGACAUUGAUCGCGAGGUAGUGGCUGCGGCAUUGGGACACACGGUACACUUGGUAUAUUUACUGUCUUUUUACCUGUCAGCUGCCCUGCCGUAUCCAGUCAACGCAAAUGGGUCGACAUCAUUUAUCCAGGACCCCAUCUCUGCCUCACUCUCGGCACGCACAUAUCCUCUUUACCCGGUCAGUGUGCAAUACCGAUUUGAGUAUGCAGUUUUCCUUUUGAACAAGGACAUUGAGUAUCUUCUCAGUAAGAAAGGCUUGCGUGUGCUGGACAUACGCCAUACUCUUCCCAACCUCAAAUACCUCCUCUAUGUGUUGACGGCGGGUACCUCGGAAAUUCCCGCCCGCAAAGCCGGUGGUGUUCGGGCUCUUGCUGGACGGUUGACUCCAGAUCUCUCCAGGCGUGGCAGUAUAGACAGUGCAGCGUCCGGGGAGCUUGUACAGCCACGCAAAGCCUGGGAGUCGGUUUCCAAGAUGAAUGUCAGCCUUGCCCCGGACAGGGUCAAGAAGUCACUGUCAAUGGUGGCUGAUGCGUGA